GUUCUCUUGGAAUUCGUUUAUGCUUGUUUUUGUGGGUAAUAUAGUGGAUUAUUUCGACAACUCGACGGAUCUAAAUCUAGAUCUAGGGUUAGGUCAAGCAAUAGUAUUAGGGUUCAGUUAGGCUUUUUUCCCUCUUUUUCCUUCAUUUGGAUUUGAGGGCCUUAAAUCUUGAAUAGCUGUGUGUCCCGAACCCUAGAUUGUUAGGGUUUAUGCAGUCAGAUGGCAGGAAUUUUGUUGAGGUAAGAAGAUAGGUUAUCUGCUGUGAUAUGCUGUAUGUAUUUACGACUUUCUUUCAUCCUAUUGUUGGAGCUGGUUCUGUACUGAGGAAUUAUGGAUAUGAUUUUGAUGAUAUUUGGAAUUUUCCGGCUUAUAAUGCUUGAAGCCUUGUUGGACCUGCUGGAGAUGUUUGCUUUCCUGUUUUCAAUGAUAUGCAUCAGGUCAUGGUUCUUGAAUAAUGAUAUCAGUUGCUGUACCAAAAGCAAAAUUCAGACCAAAUUCCUAUCAGAAUUAAUCGACUGUGGGUUUGGUCUAAAGUAUGAAAUCAGGUUUUGUGCCUUGAAUUGGUGAGCCACUGUAUUAUAUGCCUGACUGGAAAAUAAAACUCAAAGAAAAAACUUGGACAAUAACCACAUAACUAUUUUGUCGGCUAAAUAUGGAUUAUUUGCUUGCUGUAAACAAUAGUAGACAUAGAGACCAUGGUUGCAAUAUGCUCAUUAAAGAUGGACAAUUGGGUGUUACUGAAAAAGCUCAUUAAUGAUGGAGCCUCAAUUUGCUGAAACCUUAUUUUUCUUUUGAAUUAGUUCGCAAACCACUGAAUGAACAGUAUUUUGUUUUUCAAUUGAAGCCCUAGCCUUGCUGUAUUUUGAUACAUUUUUUUAAUUGUUCAUAUCUUGUUAUAUAGAAUUUUGAUACUCGCUUUAUCAUCGACUAGUGCUUUAGUGUAUUACGUGCGUGGUAUGCUAUACCUGUCCGAACUGAGUAGUAUAAGGUGUACUGUAUCGUACUAGUUUGGUACCGAUAUCCGGUACAGACGGCGCACCGAUAUUCCGUAUGCCAAAAAAAAAUCCAUACCAUACUGUAUGAACCAACGUCUGCCGAACUAAGCCAAACCGCCCGGUUCAGGCAGUACCGAACCAACCUGGUGCGAAAUCGGACCGGUUCGCUAAUUAAAAUCAGUUCCGGCCCCUACGUGCCAGAAUCGCAAUGGCACUGACUGGUACCGGUCCUUUUUACGUCAGAACCGGCUAGAACCAUUUCGGCGGUUCCGACCGGUUCAAUUCUGACUCAGUCGGUUCGCACCAAGUUAAGGAGCAGUGUGGCAAUAAUCAUAUUAUUGCCAUAGCGCGGCCACUGUGGCAUUUUGUGGCAAUAAUGCCAUAGUGGCAUGUUGGGGGUUUUAAAAGCCCCUUCAACAGCAUUGGGAAGGCCCGAGAGGGCCUUCCUAACGGUGAGUCCACACAUAGCUAGAGAUUCUCCUUUCCAAAAAUCCAUAAACAACAUCAAUUCAAGCUAUCAGAAGGAAGAGUCAAGGCUAAAUAAGUUGCGCUUUCUCUCCAUUAUCUUAUUUCUUUCCUUUUUAGGGGGGCUUGAAAAAAUAACUCAAAAAUUGCAAAAUAAGAGGAGAUCAUGCCAAUUUUUUUAAUUUGGGCUUGAUUUUUUUAUAUGUUGUAGAUCAUGUCACAGGAGAUUCAGUCACCACAUGAUUCCUUGUCCGAGACAUCCUCUCGGAGAUCUGAUGAAGAGAUGCUUAGACGAGGUUACUACGCUAUCCGGUUGACUCGGUUAGGAGGGCGACAUAGCCAGACGGUGAGGGAUACGAAAGGUAAGAAGGCAGCUGUCUAGCACAUCGAAAAAUAAAAAUAAAAAGUACUUGCAGCACCAAUAGAGGUGUCGAGGAGUUCUGGAGCAGGUGGUCAUAGAUUUGCUAGCCAUGGAGAAAACGGAGGAUAGAAGACCGUUGUUUAUGAGAUACAGUCGCAGGGUGGUCUUUGUUACACCGGUGACUCUCAGUUUAUGCAUGCUGCACAGGAUAGGGACCGUGGUGCACAAUCUGGUAAAGCCCGCGAGGUUAUGAUUGCAUAUAGAAGGCAUGCUUCUCAAGGUCAUUUAGGAGGAUACGAUGCAGCUGCAGAUGACCUCGUACGUGGUGUAGGAUCCAUAGACGUAUCAAGUUUUGAGUCGUAUACUGGAUCAUAUUAUCCGCAGCCACAUGUAGUCUAUAACCUAUACAAAUAUGGAUAGGUGUAUCUGAUGCAUCUUUCGAUGGCUACUAUCUUAUGCAGUCCGUAAACAUCUUACGUGUCGGAUUUUGCUACCAACUUAUUCGGAUGGGCUCCUCCAUAGCCGUAUUAUCAACCAGAGAACACCUCUCAGAGCCAGAGCUUCAGCGAGCGAUUCGAAAGUGCUUAUAACUCAGCCUGCGUUUCUUCUGGGAUGAACGUACAAGACUACAAUGUUGCUUGGUUAGAAGGUGGGUUGAUGUGCCUUCGGACUAUACUUAUGAUCCGGAUAUCUACGAAGGUUAUCUUCACUCAAUCCCAUUUUAGAUAUCCAUGUGUAUAUUAUACUUUAAAUAUAUAUAAGUGAUUGUAUUAUUUUAUAUUUUUACGUCACUACUUGAAUCGAGGAUAUUUUAUGUUGUUCCUUGUGGCAUGCGACGUCUCACUAAAUAUUUUUUGAUUUGUAUAAUUUUCAAAUAAUAAAAUGCAUCAUUAGGUUAAAUCGGGAUCAUAGAAACAUCAAAAAAUAUCAAGAAAACACCAAAAAAAAUCAAAUUACACUUAAAAUUAUUAGAAAACUUCAAUGAUUUAGAUUAUCAAUUAAAUAUUCUUCAAAAGUUAAAAAAAAUGGGCGUGCGGGUACGGAACCGGCACGCUCUAGCAGUACUAAUUUUGGUUCGGUACCAAACCGAUACCGAACCGGACUGACCGCUGACUAGUACGGGUCUCGGUACUGAUUCGACGGUCCUUGGUAAUAACAUUGUGUUAGUGUAGCACCGGUACGGGGUCCGAUACCGAGACGGCAAACGUUGAUUGCAUGCUUGUAAUACUUCAUAUGUAGGUUUCUUACUGCUGAACAAACCAACGAUUGGUUUGUCAGCUUCUGUGUCAUUAUGCUGUUCCUAAGUUUAUAUGUUGUGCAAUUGAUAGUUGAAUUUUUGGCCAUAGUUUUAAUGGAACGAGGUUUCCUCCUGACAGGAAAGGAAUCUUGUAUAUGCUCAUUAUCUAGUUUCCCUCUUUUGAGUUGUUACACUGUUUUAAUGCAUUGAUGCCAAUUGUAUUAGCGUGUCCAGUUUUCAUGCUGGGAUUCAAGUUCUAGGUUACUUUUUGAGUUUACUUUAUCUAAUCUGGAUUGAAAUCAGUUCCUUGAGCUUUUAGACAAGGUGUUGGAUCAGUGGUUGCAUCUCUAGGGUCUUGAAACGUCAGGUUCAAAGAUUGAUAUUACUUUUAGAUGAAGGGUAAGAUUUUGCUUCUCUUAUUUAUGAACGAAGAUAUAUUGAGCCGUGAAAGUAAAGUUGAAAUUUUUAGUUGAGGAAUGCUGCAUGAUUUCUUCCACCUUGACCCUCUCACUCUUCUAUGUUCUAUGUGACUUUUUGUGGUUAUUCUUUAGGUAUAUCUUGCAUCAGUACUUGAAGUAGCCUAUCUCAGCAUUUGAAUAUUUUGCAUGGAAGAGAACCAGUUAGAGUAGCAUCUUGCAUUGGGAUUACAUUCAUUAUUGAUGAUGGUAUUGUGGUUAUGUUUUGGAAGUGGGGCUGCCUCUCUGCCAGGGAGGUGGAUGCAUGGUGGAGCGGCAGGUCUCCUUGCUCCAUGAUGCUUGAAGUGGCAAGGCUCUUUCUCUGAUAGAAUGCAAACUGGAGUGAUAUGUCAAAGAAUAAGACAGUCAUUCUUCUGCCAAUGGAAGAAAAUAGAGUAAUUUCCCCACUUCCUGGUCUCGCAGCUUUGCACCUAAGAGUUCUAUGUUUCUGCUUGCAGAUGGUGGUUUCUUUGCAAUGUUUUACAAUACAUCUGGGCAUGAUGGUCUUGCCUAACAAUUUUGGAUGGUGUGUUCUUUUUCACAGUCACAGGGGGACUUGGUAUGGCCCAAAAAUGUUACUAACUGAGCUUUUUCAAUCAGGUUUCAGAGAUACAUCACAGAUACAAAUGCCUGCAAAGUCUCAGUUUAUAGGAGAAUAUAUUAUGUAUUGUUUUCAUUUGGGGCCUCUUAUUGUUUAAACAGUUGUUAAAUUGCCACCUGUAUAUAGUUUCAUGUCGUCUUUCAUCCUCCCCCUCCCCAAUAUAAUACAUAUUAUGUUUUGAUGCUUUAAGAAAUUCAUUCUGCUGGCCUCUCAUAUGCAAGAUUCUUUGACCUUUAGUAACUAUCAUAUCUUCUUGAUUAUAGCAUUAAACAGAAGCCACUAAUUCAUAUUAUGUAUUUUCUUAGUUGAUUUUUUUUUUGGAAUUACUAAUUCUCUUUCCCAAGGUAAAUGGACUAAUAACUAAACUUACUUCUUACAAUUAAGGUUCAUCAGAAAGUUCUGACAUACGAAUUUGGAAUCCAUACUACUUUACUAAAAAUUCAGCUAUCUUUCUUUGGGUUCUUGGCGAAAUCUCCGUCAAUUGCUUACUAGUGUAGGGGUCAUCCUUCCCAUCCAAUGAUUGAAAUCUUUAUCCUGUGUUCACUUUUCUUUCAAGGCAGUUAUGUUCUGUGAUGGAUAAAUUGUCAAUGCAGAGAAUUCUUAUCUUUCUUUCAGUUCCCCUUAGUUUCUUUAGAAUGGAAACCAUAUUGAAUCUUUUAGGCAUUCACGAUGUCUUUGCUUUUUUUGAAAAUUUUCUCAUACUGUUAUUCUAAUAUUUUCAUAUCAUAAUUACCAUUCAUUUGAACAAGAUCAACUUUUUUCCCUCAUAUAUAAUUUCAUGCUGAAGGUGCUAUAUCUAUUCUGCUGGAUUAACUAUUCACAUGUUUGUUGUUUUUUCUUAUUUAUGCUUCCUCCCACAUGUUACAUGGUUGGAAAGAGGUUGUAUGUUGGCCAUCACAGGCUGCUCCUAUGUUUGCUCUUGCUGUAGUCAUGGCUUCGUUGGUGCCUUCUUUUGUGACCCAAACAGCAGGUGAAGAUAGCCUAUAGUCCCUGUCAGAUGUUGGACUCGGAGUUAUUAAGGGCAACCUCAGGUUUCAGCAUUUGUCAUAUAUGUUAUGUAGAAAAUAGCUAAAUAACACAUUAGGUGAUACAGGGGGAACAAUGCUUGCAUGAAGUGAAAAGGGACCAGUUCUUGCAAAAUGAGAAUCAUCAUAAUUUAUUGAUGCUGAUAUCAGAUGGAAGGCCAAAGGAUUUGGUGAAUUUUUCGCUUGAAGGCUAGCAAGAAUUGUUAUCUCUAUCCUGAUCCUUGAAGCUUCAUUCAAGCUUAUCCAGGUCAAGGCCACUGGAACCCUAAAUCAACGCGAUGCAUGAGCAUGGGAACCAUAUAUAAAUCUGAGACUCAGAUAAUUUUGAUGCAAAGUAGCUUGGCAUAGAUUGUCAGCAUGUUUUUGGUGCAUCAUUCUGGUACAUGCUGCAGAGUAGACUGGUCGGAUGGAGGAAAGAGAAAUAUUGUAGCAUGCCAGGAUGCCAGAGACGAGCAGGAAUGCUAACAUUGGAAAGGAGAGCUGGAUUUAGGAACUUGCCCCCAAGGGUAUUAUGUUCAAUCACUUGUGCUUCUUCAUGGCUCUAUUCAGAUAAUUGAUUCAGCAAACAACCUUACGUUGAACAUAAUUUUUGGCAUUGCCUUGGAUUGAAGAUCUUGUUAUUAUUAGAGAGGCCGCAGGGGAUACCUGUGGGCAAAUGGAUGAAAUUUUUUGGAAGACUUCCCAUGUCUUUAGUGUUGAUUUAUGUGCAAGCCUAUGAAGGAUUGCAAUUGACUGUUUUUAGGUUGCCGGUCGAUAGGCUUGGAAGGAUUUCAGCUACAGGGUUCGAAAAUUCCUGACAGAAGGUGGGUAUCAGAAUAAUCUUCGAAAUAUGCUUGCAAUAAGUUGGAGCAGCUCGAUCCCCAAACCUGGCUUGUGAUUUGUACUGCCAAGUAUGGCGUCUAUGUUAGAGAGAUUGUUAUACAAAAGAACAGUUCUGUUCUCUGUCUUUGUAGAAAUUAGUGGAGAUUGCUGUACACCGGAAAACCCCCAAAAAUCUUAGUGGACUAAGAGAAUCAAAGCAGUCCGUGGAUGCACUUCUUCUUUAGUCAUGUGUCUUUUCUAUGUUGUGCUUUCUGUCGAUGAUGUGAUGAUGUUAUGGGCUGCCGCUCAUCAGUGGUCUUGUUGUGGCCCACCCACCUGCCGUGGCGUGUGGGCGGGCUCCAGCAUUCGCAAUCAAUUUGUUUGGCUGCGUCGGAAAGGAGUAGAGCUUUCGAAUAAUGGAAACCAGAGCAACCGGUAGUGCGACCGAGGAAUUAUAUGGUUCACGUGUUGUAGUAGAGCAGAGCAUAUUGCGUGAAUGGUCCCUGGCUGUUCACCUCCCCUCCCCGCGUGUGAAUUUGUAGCCUUACCUCGCACUAUUCACAGGGGAGGGUCCUCCGCCGGCCACCACCAUGACCGCGGCAUGGCUUCCAGUUUUAUCAUCAUUCAGGAAGGAUAGUUUUUUUUUUUAUCAAGUGGGAACGGGAUAUCUCAGCUGUAGCCUUUAGAUAUGCAAAAGUUCAGAACAGACCUGGUCCAAUUAGAAAUGCUACGAGGUUGGACAUCAUGCAUGUUCUCUAUGAAUGGUUAUUAACCUAAUGCCGGUUACUUAUAUUUUGGUAUGACUUCCAUGGUAGGAGCUAGGCUGGGAUGCGAUGAGGUGCAGAUCUAGCUAGCAGCCGAUCAUCCAGACAAGUUCUUUAUCAUCAGCAUAUUAAUUGGUGAAUUAUGAGAGAUGGAGGAGAACGGGCCCAUCCUCGUGUACCGUCACGCCAGUGGUGAAAUAGAGAGGAGAAAAGAAGACACUCAGCAUUUACCCUCCCUCAUGAGGGCAACCCUCCCCGUUUUUAAAGCCCCACCAACCACCAACCCCCCGUUUUUACUUGGGCCAGCCCACCUCCAGUGCUCCUUCGUGUUGCGCCUCGAUUGAUGGUCGGUUGGCGCGACCCCACCACCCGCACGUCGCGUUACGUGAGGUUGAGGGGGCUACAGGGGAUAACCUCCUCCCCUGCACUCCGCGUCCUUUAUCCUUCAUAUUUUUACUAGAAUUUAUGCAUCAGGCACAGAAGAGAUAUUUACCAAAACCGAGAGAGUAGAGGUCAGGAUAGCGUACUCACACAGUCAGCCGCAGGUUUCGAAAAACCGUUAAGGGCCUUUGCAGAUCUGAUCCCGUACACAUCGUUCAGAGACACUGCAACUCUCUCUCUCUCUCUCUCUACCCGAGAAUUAUAAAAGGCUGCAUCAUCCUCAGUUCCUUUCGUCAUUGAGAACUACCAUCCUUUGGUUCCUCUUCCUCUUCCUCCAUUUAUACCUUCUAGAUCGAUCGCGAGAAACCUCCUCCACUUCACCCCGAUCAAUCACAUAUCGAAAACCCGAAGAAUCCCCCCAGAGAGAGAGAGAGAGAGAGAGAGAGAGAGGAUGGUGGAGAGCAGCAGUCUAGAGCUGCUGUGCGACGAAGAGCCGUUUCUUCUAACUCCCGCGCCUUCUCCGGUGGCAGCUCAACGCGGACAGCGCUACUCGUGUUUCCCUGAAUCUCCUCCGCUAUCCUACAGCAAUAUCACUGAUGAAGAACGCAGCCAAGCCUUCCAGGAUUACAUCCUCAGGGAGCACCAGUAUGGUCCAUGCGUCGGGUACUCGAAGCAACUCCACCACUUCGCUCAUCUAUCAACUGCCCGAACCAAAGCCAUAAGAUACAUCAUCCUGGUUUGCAGCCGACUUGGUCUUGCCACUGGAACAGCAUUUAACGCCGUCAACUAUCUCGACCGCUUCUUCUCCAUGAAUCGUCCCAUGAGAUGGGAAGUUUGGAUGACAGAGCUGCUGUCCGUUGCCUGCCUCUCAAUUGCUUCCAAACUGGACGAGGUCGACGUCCCUUCCCUGCAUCAUCUCCAGACGGAGGAUCUGGACCAUCGGUUCCAGCCGAGCAUAGUCCAGCAGAUGGAACUGACGGUCCUCAAGGCCCUGGACUGGCGUCUCUCCUGCGUCACCCCAUACUCCUACGUCCACUUGCUGACGUGGCGCACCCACGCCUCCCAAUCCGCUCGCGUCACCCACCUCCUCCUCCGCGCCCUAUUAGAUACCACGUUCGUGGAUUUCGCUGCGUCCACCGUCGCUGUAUCAGCGAUGAGGUGCGUCGUGCAGACCGAUGCUCAUCUCUCGACCCUCAGCCGUCUGAUUCCGGUCGAACGCAUGGAUGACGUGGACAGCUGUCAUAAGAUCAUGGGCCGACGCAUCAUGGGCCCACAAAACAAGAACGAUGGCCCGUGGAGCCCGGUGUCCGUCAUUCCCAUGCGCUAGCCUGCAACGCAGAGCCUCCUUGGUUCUUUUCCGGCUGUGCCUCGGAGGCAGCUCCAAGCUCCAAACAAGCCAAAGAUCGAACGGCUAAGAGGAUAUCAUCAUCGACAGCCGCACGCGAUGCACCACUGCGUUGGAUGCACUCGCUGUAUGUGAUUGUAGCGUAUGAUCAUCCAAGGUAAUCAUAGAUUGGAUGCAAUGCUACCGUAACACGAAAUGUUUCAUGCCAAAAAGUUGAAGACUCCUGAUAUGCACCCUCCCACUUCUCCCUGAUACCCGAUCCAAGGAGCAGCAGAAGAGUCAUGCAUCAGCUGUCUGAACUUUUUGUGUGACAUUUCUGCGUUAUUAAGAGCAUUUAUUUUUAUUCAAAAGUAAUUCUUUGUACAUUUUGUGGGCUUAUGUAUCCUUCUUCUUCAUUAUUCGGAGUAAUGUAUUCUUCUUCUUAAGCAUAUAUAUAAAAAUAUAUGCAUUUUAUUUCAUCGAGUAAUAUGAUUAAUGUGCUUUCGAUCACUUAUUGAUCAAUGAACUUGUCAUAACUAAUUAGAAAUUGAUAGCGAAAAAGCAGCGUAAAAGGACUGCGGCAGAAUUUUUUUCAUAUAAAUGAUCGUUAGUUGUCAGUUUCUUUAAUAUAUAAAGGAAUCAAGAGAGCACUGUCAUAAAUUGUGGGACAAUUAAUGAUGGAAUACGGCUAUUAUGCACGAGG
Molecule: messenger RNA, 9112 nt
Organism: Phoenix dactylifera (date palm)
Lineage: Eukaryota; Viridiplantae; Streptophyta; Magnoliopsida; Arecales; Arecaceae
Source: RefSeq, a predicted model, not a curated record